This is a messenger RNA of Ochotona curzoniae (black-lipped pika), 1102 nucleotides long. It is a transcript of the gene EQTN, whose product is annotated as equatorin. Gene Ontology annotation, cellular component: plasma membrane. Gene Ontology annotation, biological process: acrosomal vesicle exocytosis; endocytosis; fusion of sperm to egg plasma membrane involved in single fertilization. Lineage: Eukaryota; Metazoa; Chordata; Mammalia; Lagomorpha; Ochotonidae. The record is from RefSeq and is a predicted model, not a curated record. The coding region runs from base 4 to 954 and encodes 316 amino acids. The transcript has 7 exons.
AACAUGGUUAUUUCUCCUGACCUACAUAAAGAUGAAGAUAAGGACACAAAUAUGGUUAUUUCUCCUGGUCAACAUAAAGAUGAAGAUUCGAGUAUGGAAGUAACUCUUUCUCCUGAUCAACAUAAAGAUAAGAAUAUGAAUAUGGUUAUUUCUCCUGAUCGACAUAAAAAGGCAGAUAAGAUUUCAUACAGUGCUUCUAACCUACAUAAAAAUCAAUAUAACCUGGAUACUAUUCCUGCUAAUGAGAAAAGUGGAAAUUAUUUUAGAGAUAUAAAACAAUAUGUUUUCACAACACAGAAUCCAAAUGGCUCCGCAUCUGAAAUAUCCGUGAGAGCAACGACUGAUCUGAGAUUUGCUCUAAAAAACUAUAAACUUGGCAAUGCAAGUGCUGAAAAAACUGAAGAAAAAGAGCCCUAUCAUAAAAAUAUUCAAAAAACAACCCCAAAUCUGCCUGAAUUUUGGUCCAUGUUAGCUAAAGUUAUAAAUCAGUCAGCAUCAGAAGCCGACAAGGAUGAUUUAUAUAAACCAAUUCCAGGCUCUGAUAUAAAUGCCACCAACUACGACAAACUGUUAGAGCUACAGGAUAUCAAGCUCAAAUUAAUGUUGGGCAUCGCCUUGAUGACCCUUCUCCUUUUUGUCAUCCUCUUGGCCUUCUGUAGUGCCACCCUAUACAAACUGAAGCAGCUGAGUUAUAAAACUUGUGAGAGCCAAUACUCUAUCAACCCUGAGCUGGCCACUCUCUCUUAUUUCCAUCCAUCAGAAGGUGUAUCAGACACAUCUUUUUCUAAGAGUGCAGAGAGCAGCACAUUUUGGGGCACCACUUCUUCAGAUUUGAGAAAAUCAGGCACAAGAAGGUCAAAAUCUAAAAAUUUGACGGACAUGACUUCCACGGGCUCAGAUGAAACGGGCAUGAAUGAGGAGUCAAACUUAGUUAACAGUGAGGAAGUCGAAUAGAUAACUUUAAAUUUUUUGUUGAAAAAAAAACAAACCACACCUUUUUGUCUCAUUCUAAUGCCAUGCUUUGGGAACUGCUGAGACUUUUACAUUCUCUAGUGUUUUCAAAGAAGGACAUGUUCAAUAAAAACAAUCUCAGUUAUAGAAA